Messenger RNA from Rhopalosiphum padi (bird cherry-oat aphid), 3150 nucleotides. It is a transcript of the gene Shc, whose product is annotated as SHC-transforming protein 1. The record is from RefSeq and is a predicted model, not a curated record. Gene Ontology annotation, molecular function: receptor tyrosine kinase binding. Lineage: Eukaryota; Metazoa; Arthropoda; Insecta; Hemiptera; Aphididae. Gene Ontology annotation, biological process: intracellular signal transduction; cell surface receptor protein tyrosine kinase signaling pathway. The coding region runs from base 272 to 1459 and encodes 395 amino acids. Gene Ontology annotation, cellular component: plasma membrane. The transcript is spliced from 9 exons.
GAUGUUGACAAAUGUAUUAUGUAUUGAGUAGUUGUAGGUAGUAACUUGUUAUAGUGACUAGUGAGUACUUUAAUAAAAAUUUUCGUAAGAAAAAUUACAUACAUUAUACAUUAGUUUCUUUGUUCGACAAAAAAUGUGUGCAUUUCAUUUUUAAAAAGUUAUUGCUGUGAUUGUUGAAGUCUUUAUUGUGAUUAUGGAAAACAAUUGGUACCCAAGCUUUGUUGAGUAAAUAUUUCUUUAAUAGAAGUACGUUAUUAGGUUAUUAGUUAAAAUGCCAGAUUCGUGGGGAAGUUUCAUGAAUAAACCAGCUAGAGGUUGGUUACAUCCAGACAAUGUUAUUACGAGAAGUAGCGUUUGCUACGAAGUUCGAUACAUUGGCUGUUUGGAAGUACUGACAUCUAUGAAAAGUUUAGAUUUUGAUACACGAUUUUUAGUAGCCAAGGAAUGUAUAAAUAAAGUUUGUGAAGCAGCUGGACUAAAAACUGCUGAUAAAAAACGAAAAGUGGAUAAAAAAAUUUUAAGACUUAUUGGUGAUCAUUCAAUUAUGGAUCAUGCUGGAUCCAAUGUUACUUUGUCCAUAUCUAGCACAUGUUUGACUUUAAAACUUAGGGAUUCACAUGCAGUAAUUUCUACACAUGAUAUGCCUAGGAUAUCUUUUGCAUCUGGGGGCGAUGCUGACACAAUAGACUUUGUUGCAUUUGUAGCAAAAGACAUAAAAGACUGGCGUGCGUGUUAUGUGCUGGAGUGUGGAGAAGGCGAGUUAGCACAAGAUGUUAUUACAACUAUUGGCCAAGCCUUUGAUUUACGUUUUAAACAAUUUUUAACAAAACCUGCACCAGUUUUAAGCUCAAGCACACGCGAUGAACGAGAAUACUAUAAUGAUUUACCAGGAAAAUCUCCUCCAGAAACUGGUCCACCACCUGUACCACCUCUUCCCUCGUAUCAUGAUCAUCGUAAUAGAGAAAGACUAGUUUCAAAUAAUCUAAUAGAUUUGAAUUGUGAAGCACCUCCACCACCUGUACCACAUCCUGCUCAUAACUAUGUUAAUGAUUUUGUAGUUGGAAAUAAAAACCACAAUUCACAACCUCGUGAUGUAUUUGAUAUGCAACCUUUUGUGGAUCAUGAACCUCUUCCAGUAAUGGCACCAAAAUUACAAGAUGAAAUUUGGUUUCAUGGUAGCAUUACAAGACAGCAUGCUGAAGCAUUACUAAAACAUGAUGGUGAUUUUCUAGUAAGAGAAUCACAAGGAUCUCCUGGACAAUAUGUAUUAACAGGUCUUCAAGGGGAUGUGAAGAAACACUUACUUUUAAUUGAUCCAGAAGGCGCAGUUAGAACUAAAGACCGUAUGUUUGAAAGUGUCAGUCAUUUGGUGAACUAUCAUAGUGAAAACAAAUUGCCUAUUAUGUCAGCUGAAAGUGCUCUCAUUUUAAGAUAUCCAGUGCCGCGAACUAGAUUUUAAUAGCUUUAUUUUACCUAACUCAUUCCAACUACCAAACAUUCAUUUAUAUAUUUGGAUGUUUAAUUACUAAAAAAUAUAUAUAUUUAUAAAUUGAAUAAUACAAUGAUGCAGAUAAUAGCGUUUGUUGUCAUUAAUUUGUAUGCAUUAACCAGUGGUUUUUCAGUUUUUAUUUACUUAUUUAAAUUAUUAAUUAUUAAAUAUCAUAAAAUUCAGUUUUAUAAUAAUAUAAUGUUCACCAAUUCACACCUCCCAUAAGCAUAUAAAAUAUAAAUACUAUAUAUUAUAUUAAGUCAUGUCUAUGUUAUAAAAAUAUGUAUGAUAUGUCAAUGGUAUUAUACAUUUAGAUUUUUCUACAAACCACUGGUAUAAUAUAUUCAUUAUUUUAAUUUUUAAUUAGACUUUAAUAUGUGUAUUAAUUUUUUCUCAAUUGAAUAUAUUUCUAUGCAUACAAAUUUAUAAUUUAUAUAAUUUUUUAAGGAGUAAUGGCUCAGGAAUGAUAUUUAUACAUAUACACCUUGCCUAAUAGACCAUUGUUAAUAUAUUAGUCAUACAUUACAAUGUUAUUUUUGAAGAUAGUGAGUUUAAUCUUUUCUGUGGAUAUAAGUAUAUUUUAAUACAUUUAUAUGAUUGUAGAUUCAUUCAUUUAAAUUGAAUUAAGAAAAAUUAAAUAUUUUGUUUUGUUACCAAUUAGUUAUAAUUUUAUAGAUGUAACUUUUUUUUUGUAUUUUAAUAUCUAUAAAUAGAUAAUCAGAAUAAAAUAAACAAAUGAAAAGAGUUUAUCUUUUUCAUUUUUAUAAACAGUUAGAUAAAAAAGAAUAUAAAUACUCAAUUUGAUUAGAAACAAUACCUAAUAUAGCAGUAGGUAUGAAUUGUUACGUAAAUAUAAACAAUUAACCAGGUAUGCAAAUUUAACCCUACUUUUUUGUAUCAUUUUACUAAGUAUGAUAAAGUCGUACAAAUGUAGAUAUAAAAUUUUCUUUUUCAAAUAAGACUAAUUAAAACAAUAUUCAAAAUUUGUUCGAACACAGUUAAAAAAAUAAUUUAAUAAUAUAUUCUGAACAGUAAAUAUUAAAUACCUAAAUUAUUAUAAUAUUAAAAAAAAAUUAUGAGUUUUAAUACAAACAUGAGCUAUGUAUAUUUAUUUAAACUUAUUCACUAUCAUUAUUAAUUUAUUAUAUAUUCAUCAUAUAUUUAACAUUUUUGUGUUAUCAUAUUAUCAUUUUGUAAUUAACAUAUUAUAGAAAUUAAUCAAAGUAUGUACAUUAUUAUUUAUGAAAAUAUACAGGACAAAUUCAAUGAAUAAUAUAAUAUAUAUUAUGUUUGUUGUAAAUAAUAUUAUAAUUUAUACUCACAUUAAUUUUUAUAUAAGGUACCAAUAUUUUGUUUGAAAAAAAUCAACAAUUAUUCCUGUUAAUAAUUUAUCAUUUGUUUUAUUUUUUUUUUUUUAGUUAUAGUUUUCAUAGUGUCAUAAUUUCUACUACACAUUUUGUUAUAAUCAUUUUGUAAUUUUUCUUUAACCUAAACUAUAAUAUAUCUAUAUUAUAUUCAUGCUACUUAUUUUGAAUUAUUAAAUGUCUUAUAAUUGUUUAAUGUUGGUCGCUAAAUACAAGGUGUUUACAUACAACUUUAGAACCAUCUUAAUAUCUGUCAAUGUUAUUAAGUGGUAUUAAAUACAUUUUUAUCUAAACAGA